CCGAUCAUACCAAUAGGGAAGUUGGAAAGACUAAAAAAAUAGUAAACAAGACAUGUGCAGUUUCCUGAAGCAAUAGCAAGCUAUAGCUCUACUAUUCGUGCAAACAACCUGUUGAGUUAAAGUCACGAAAACAUACAGGUCCAUUGGCAUUGCAUACAGAGCACCCGACAUCGGUUUGGUAGCCCUGACAGCUUCAAGACAUCGGAUAUCGUCAUGGAUUUGACUUGGGUGUUCGACGUCAGAGUCGUUCUCCUCUCCGUCUUCGCCGUUCUAUUGACGUCCUACCUGAUCAGGAGGCUCAACGAGAAGACGAGGAAGUUGCCGCCGGGCCCACCGGCAUGGCCUUUGUUGGGGAGCAUCCCUUUUAUUGUCAGGAUGCGUCUGAACCCGCUGGACCUCCUGUCCAAGAUACCCGAGAUCUUCGGUGACAUCGCACAUCUUCGGAUAGUCGGUUACGACAUCAUCAUCUUGAGCGAAUAUAGCAUCAUCAAAGAGGCGUUUCACAGAGCCGAUUUCUCAGCUCGUCCCAAGCCUGUCUACCACACGGUUGCAGGCCGGAGCAACUUCGGUCUGAUGUCAGCCUCGGGUGACGUCUCUAAGGAGCAACGACAGGUGGCGUACUCCUUCUUUAGAAACCUCGGUCUUGUAAAAAGCAGCUUUGAAGAGAAGAUUGUGGUAGAAAUCACCCAUCUUAUGGACGCGUUCAGAAAAACAGAGGGGAAAGCUUUCAGUCCCAAGGUGAUGAUAAACAACGCCAUGUCCAAUAUUAUCUGUGCCGUAACCUUUGGUUCAAGACACGAGUAUAGCGAUCCAGUCUUCAAUGCGAUAUUAAAUGCUCUCAACUCCAAUUUGCAGAUAAGUAAAUCCGGCGGCCUCUUCUUCUUCCUGCACACAUUGGCCAACGUCCCCAACACUCCAGGUCACAAGAUCCGCCAGAAUGUCACCUGCAUCAGCACCCAUAUGAAGAAGUUUCUGGAUGAUCACCUCAAAGACCACCAACCGGACCAACCCCGGGACAUGGUCGACAUGUACAUCGAUAAGAUUCAUCAGCACAAGCAGAACGGUACUGUAUCUUCUUACGAUGAGCUUAACACCGUGUUUAGUCUCGCCGAUAUCUUCGCCGCUGCCUCUGAAACCACCACCACCACGUUGCGGUGGUUGAUGCUCCGUAUGGUCACACAUCCCGACAUCCAGAAGAAAAUCCAAGACGAGAUCGACGACGCAGUUGGUCGGGACAGGUUACCCACGUUAUUGGACAAACCCAAACUACCAUACACGGAGGCCACCAUACUCGAGGUUAUGCGACUCAAUUUCGUCACACCUCUCGGCGUACCUCAUCAGUACACUGGGCGUGGUGAACUUAGUUUCCAUGGUUACGAUAUCCCUGAGGGCGCCAUCGUCUUUGCCAAUUACUGGAGCAUAUCACGAGAUCCAAAGCUGUGGGAUGACCCGGAAGUGUUCAGGCCCGAGCGUUUUCUGAACGAGGAGGGCAAAUGCGUGAAGCCAGAUGAGUUGACUCCGUUCAGUAUUGGCAAACGAGUGUGCAUUGGUGAGUCGUUAGCGAAGAUGGAACUAUCUCUGUUAUUCACGCAUCUUCUCCACCGGUUCACGUUUACCUUACCCGACGGUGUCCCGUCUUACUCCAUGAAAGAUUCGCUGGGCGCCGUCAAUACACCCGUGUCCUAUCAACUAUGUGCAAUACCACGGGACUGAAUCGUAUUAAGGCCACCGAACACACUAGGGCCUACGACUAGACUACGACUGCACUACGAAUGCACUACGACUGCACUGCGACUAGUCAACCACUUGUCUACGACUUGUAUACUACCGUAAUACGACCGUAAUACGACCGGACUGGUACUACGUUCUGACAACAAUUACAAUAGAUAUCAAUUAGGAAAAGAUAAGACAAUUCCUCCUGAUUGGGUAUCCGCAUAGCCAUAUGAAUAAUUGAAGCCUUCUAGCUAGCUCAAUCGGCUACCAGUCGGUGGGCAGUCGUGCGACUAUAACAACGUCACUGUGGGAAACAUCUAAUCGGUUCUUUUCUCCCAUAGGAAUGCGCUUAACAACCUUUAAUUUUUGUAUUACUAUUCGUAUAAGGGAUCUUUAUAAGGGAGGAUUUACAACUUUUUACAUUUUGCAUAUAUAGGCCUAAUCCAUUUGCAAAUUCUUUAAACAAAUCUUGUAAUAAUCUCGGUCGGAAGUUCUAAACCAAGCAACUUGCGGCUUGUAGCCCAUACAUGUAAGCCAUGGGGUAAAGGUUGGAGUUCUUAUGCAGUUUCCCAAUGUAAAAUAAGAGAUAAUGUUCCGUUGUUUCACAAGCAAACAGAAACUCUAUUCUGAAAAUUGGCAAAGUUUGAGAGGAGACGGAUCCCUCUCGCUCUCACUACGUUAAUGAUGUAGCCUUGCAGGAUUACAUAUAAAUGUAGAGAGGUUUUCUAAAUUAGUAUGUUACACGGCGUUUUAAUUUUGAUGAUUUAAAAACCUCACAAAAAAAUGCAGUUAUUCUUGAUGAACUAUGUAGCCUUUCUUAAUAAUUUCCCGACAGGUUUUAUAAUAGUACAAUAGCACGACCAGUACUAAACUCUACCAGUUUGUUCUACCAGUGAUUUGUGUAAAUAUAUACACCGGAAAUGGAUGUUGAUAUCGAGGUCUCCGUGAAAACAGGAAAGGAAAUCCGAACAUCAAUAAUAUAGGCCUCUAAUCUUGGCAUACAGUCAGAUCCAGGGACCGAUUCCCCCCCCCCCCCCCCCCAAGCCUCCUAAGUCAAAUUCCAAAAAUCACAUUUGAGGUGAAAAUUCCCCUCACCCCCUCCGAGAAUAAAAAAGAAAGGGUGCCGAAACCACGUUCCCAAGGGGAAGAAAAUGUUUUGAAAAAUAUUGACCUCUUCCCUUUCCGGCACUCCUGGAUCCGCCCCUUUUAGGCUUGGUCACUUGAGGUUCGUUAUGAUAUGGAGCGGUCAAUAAACCACCACACACAAAAAAAACGUCACGGAUGUUUUGUACUUGUACAAUAAAUGGCCACAAAGAACUCGCGCAUAUUCAACGAGCUCUGUGUUGUAAUAUACAGAAAGUUCAAGAAUAUUACACUUUACGUCAUCAUAAAAAUACCGCAGCGGUUAUAACCGCAUCAUAUCUGAACGAGUCGUUAUUCAUUGUCCACCCCCCCCCCCCCCUAAGUAUCCCCUGGUUCGAUGUAAUAUUGGACAAUGGCCCUGUUUCAUAAAAACUUGUUAUCAAUAACAAAUGCUCACUGAUUUCUAUAUGACAAAUUUGCUCUCAGUCCAACAAA
Molecule: messenger RNA, 3291 nt
Organism: Strongylocentrotus purpuratus (purple sea urchin)
Lineage: Eukaryota; Metazoa; Echinodermata; Echinoidea; Camarodonta; Strongylocentrotidae
Product: cytochrome P450 2U1
Exons: 8
Coding region: 214-1713 (499 amino acids)
Biological process (GO): xenobiotic metabolic process
Cellular component (GO): intracellular membrane-bounded organelle; cytoplasm
Molecular function (GO): iron ion binding; oxidoreductase activity, acting on paired donors, with incorporation or reduction of molecular oxygen, reduced flavin or flavoprotein as one donor, and incorporation of one atom of oxygen; heme binding
Source: RefSeq, a predicted model, not a curated record